Messenger RNA from Tauraco erythrolophus (red-crested turaco), 2430 nucleotides. The record is from RefSeq and is a predicted model, not a curated record. NCBI's taxonomy places the organism in Eukaryota, Metazoa, Chordata, Aves, Musophagiformes, Musophagidae.
AUGGCUCGCAAGCAGGAGGUCACCGGUGGCUGGAUGUGUCCAUCUGUCUGCGGUGCCAAGGAGAGAAGCGCACAGGCACUGGAAGACAGAGUAACCUCCGGAAUAGAGAUUGAUGGACAAGUUGAAAGUGACACAGAGAGUGAAGAAGAUGAAGUAAAGGACAAGACACCUAAGAAACAGCCCCUCAGGGAAACUGGCAGAGCAAGCAGACUUGAAAGGAAAAAGCAAGAGAAAGACAAGGAAGAAGAUGAGAGCAGAGAGGAAGACAGUUGUAGCCAACAAAAUGGAGCUUCUAGGAGAAAAAACUACCAAAGGAAAAACAGCGAUGGGAAAAAGGCAGGAGAGGAAGGAAGCCGGCAGAGAGAGAGAGGCAAAAAGGCUCCUACUAAAGAUCAAAAGGAGUCAGAAAACAAAGAAAAGAAAACAAACAAGAAAGGAAAGGAGGGGGAGAACAACCAGAAGAAAGACAGGAAAAACAGUACUUCUUCUUCCAACUCAUCCGACGAGGAGUCGCUGUCAGAGGAAGAGCUCGCAAUGUUGAUGGAGCAGGUGGAGCAAAAGAAAAAGCUGAUUUCCACCAUGAGGAACAAGCCCUGGAGGAUGGUGAAGAAGCUCUCAGUGCUCAGGGAGGCACAAGCUUUUGUAGAGAAGUUUGAAGGAGCUCUGGGAAAAGGGAAGGGCAAAAAGUUGUACGCAUAUAAGAUGAUGAUGGCAAAGAAAUGGGUGAAAUUUAAGAGAGACUUUGACAAUUUUAAAACCCAGUGCAUACCCUGGGAGAUGAAGAUAAAAGAAGUGGAGAGUCACUUUGGCUCCUCAGUCGCUUCCUACUUCAUAUUUCUGCGGUGGAUGUAUGGAGUAAAUCUUGUCCUUUUUGGGUUAAUAUUUGGACUGGUUAUAAUUCCAGAGGUCCUGAUGGGAAUGCCAUACGGAAGCAUGCCGAGGAAAACCGUACCCCGGGCUGAACAAGCAACAGCUAUGGAUUUUUCAGUUCUUUGGGAUUUUGAGGGCUACAUCAAAUACUCAGCGCUCUUUUAUGGCUACUACAACAACCAGCGGACAAUCGGCUGGUUAAAGUACAGGCUACCGAUGGCGUAUUUCAUGGUUGGGAUCAGCGUAUUUGGCUACAGCCUGAUGGUUGUUAUAAGAUCGAUGGCACGCAACGCCAACGAAAGUACAGCAGAUGGGGAUGAUGACAACUUUGUUUUCAGCUGGAAAAUGUUCACCAGCUGGGACUACCUCAUUGGCAACCCGGAGACAGCAGACAACAAGUUUGCAUCCAUCACCACCAGCUUCAAGGAGUCUAUCGUGGACGAGCAAGAAAGCAACAAGGAUGAGAAUAUCCACCUGAGGAGGUUUCUGCGAGUUUUGGCCAACGUCCUCAUCAUAUGCUGCUUGUGCGGGAGCGGCUACCUCAUUUAUUUCGUGGUGAAACGCUCCCAGACAUUUUCCAAAAUGCAAAACAUUGGGUGGUAUGAAAGAAAUGAGGUUGAAAUUGUGAUGUCCUUGCUGGGCAUGUUUUGCCCUCCGCUGUUUGAAACCAUAGCUGCACUAGAAAAUUACCAUCCCCGCAUCGGGCUGAAAUGGCAGCUGGGGCGGAUCUUCGCGCUCUUCCUUGGGAACCUCUACACGUUUUUGUUGGCCUUGAUGGAUGAUGUCAAUGAAAAACUGGCUGAAGAGGACAUGGUGAAGAACAUCACACGCUGGACACUGCUUGGUCACCACAACUCGUCUGCGGGGAAUGGCAGCACUGCCACCCCACCGCCCCUUGAUCCUGCAGACGUGCCCAGGGGACCCUGCUGGGAGACAACCGUCGGAAUUGAGUUCGUAAGGCUCACCGUGUCCGAUAUCCUGGUGACCUACAUAACCAUUCUGGUGGGAGAUUUCAUCCGAGCCUGCUUCGUCAGAUUUGUGAAUUACUGUUGGUGCUGGGAUCUAGAGGCUGGAUUUCCGUCCUACGCUGAAUUUGACAUUAGCGGCAAUGUUUUGGGUUUGGUCUUCAACCAGGGAAUGAUUUGGAUGGGAUCCUUUUACGCACCAGGGCUCGUGGGUAUAAACGUGCUGCGCCUGUUAACCUCCAUGUAUUUUCAGUGCUGGGCUGUCAUGAGUAGCAACGUCCCUCAUGAACGAGUCUUCAAAGCGUCCAAGUCUAAUAAUUUUUACAUGGGACUUUUGCUGUUGAUCCUGUUCCUCAGCCUCCUGCCUGUGGCUUACACCAUCAUGUCUCUGCCUCCCUCCUUUGACUGUGGACCGUUCAGUGGAAAGAAAAGGAUGUACGAAGUCAUUCAAGAGACUAUCGAGCUCGAUUUCCCACUUUUUGUUGCCAAGAUCUUCAGCUAUGUGGCAAAUCCAGGGCUGAUCAUACCCGCAAUUCUGCUCAUGGUGUAAGUUUUCCUUGCAAUAUUACGUGCCUGGCUGGGGGGAGGAUGUUGA